Molecule: messenger RNA, 1119 nt
Organism: Cyphellophora europaea CBS 101466
Lineage: Eukaryota; Fungi; Ascomycota; Eurotiomycetes; Chaetothyriales; Cyphellophoraceae
Exons: 1
Coding region: 1-1119 (372 amino acids)
Molecular function (GO): oxidoreductase activity, acting on the CH-OH group of donors, NAD or NADP as acceptor
Source: RefSeq, a predicted model, not a curated record
AUGUCACGCGGUCUGGUGCUCCUUACCGGUGGCUCAGGCUUCAUCGGCUUCGCCGUGCUCGUAGAAGCCCUCAGCAAAGGCUACAACGUACGAGCAGUUGUUCGCUCGCAAGAAAAAGCCAAAGCCAUCACCGCCGCCAACGAGUUGCAACCAUUCCUCCCGAGCCUCUCAUUCAUCAUCGUCCCCAACUUCCUCGCGCCAGGAGCCUUCGACAAAGCCCUCGAAGACGUCGAGUAUGUCAUCCACGUCGCUGCGGGUCUCCCCGCGCCGGACAUCGACUACACCGACGGCGCGCAAGUCCACCGCCGCCUCAUUGAACCCAACUGCAUCGCGCUCCAGCUCUUCCUCGACGCUGCAAAGGCCCAGCCCAGCAUCAAGCGCGUAGUCCUCACCUCCUCGGCCGGCGCCCUAGUCCCUCAGCUCUGGGACACCACCGACAACCCCUCACAUCCCACCCCCCUCCCCAUCGCCUCCUUCACCCCCAACACGCCCCCUCCCCACCGCCCCCUCACCGGCCCGUUCUCCUGCACCAACGACGCCUACCACGUCACCAAAGCCCUGGCCCUGCAACUCACUCUCUCCUUCCUCGCCACCCACCGCCAAACCCUGCACUUUCCCAUCAUCAACAUCCUCCCCUCCUUCACCCUCGGCCCGCACCCCCUCGCCACCUCCGCCUCGGCCUACCUGCACACCACAAACUUCUUCAUUCUCGCCCCCCUGCUCGGCAUCGACCUGCCACACCCCCACAUCACCCCUGCCGCCAUCUGUCACGUCGCCGACGUGGCGCGCGUGCACGUCGCUGCCCUCGACGACGCGAUCGUGCAGGUGGCGAACGGCACGCACAGGAAUUUCGGCGUGAGCAAUGAUGUCUCCGAAGAAGUGGCGUUCGAGGACGCAAAGGAGAUCGUGAGGCGGCGGUUUCCGGAGAUGGUGGUGGGAGGGGAAGGGGGAGAGGCGGUGUUCUCUUGUAGGGGACGGGCGGAGACGGUGAGGUUGCCGUUUGAGGCGGGGGAGACGGUGCGUGUGUUUGGCGGGGGAUUGAGGGGGUUCGAGGAUUGUGUGGUGGAUGUGGUAAGGGGGUUUUUGGAGCUCAGGGGUGGCAGGGAGAUGGAGGUGUGA